AUGUCUGACCAAACGCCUGAACGGGCCACUUCUCGACAACGCGGUCUGAAAGAUGUCAUCGAUGACAGCUCUUUCUGGACUGUCUCAGAUCGGGAACUUCUUUCUCUGAUCAAAGCAGAGUUCCCGCUUGAGCUGCAACGGCUACACCGUGCGACCUUUGUACGAGAUUCAGAUGCCCCAAGCCCUGAUGGUCCAUCCAUUUCUGAAACCCUCUACGGACAUGACUACCCAGAAGUUAAUCGGACCUUGCUAGGUAUACUGGCAUUGCGUUGGCUGUGGAACGACGAGUAUGGCGCAUUCGUUGGCACGCAACCUUCACCAGUGAGGCUCGCCCGCGAAUCUUUCAAUUGGCUGAGGCAGAUUUACAUCACUGGUCUGAAAUCAGCAGAAGAAAUCUAUACUUUGAUCACUUGUAUGGUCAUCAACGAUCUUGGUAAAGAUCCCAAUCUGGCAACCGAAUACGCGGCCAAGGAAGGCCUUGAUGUCUCAAACGUCAAUCACGACAUGAUUCUCUAUCGAGCAGUCGAGGCCGGGAUGAUCGAAGCUCUGGAUCGGCUCGCCGAGAAUUACAAACAGGACGUUCUUUUGGGCAUCAAGCUCGGGUCGAGCUUCAAUUUUGGUCAACUUGCCCAAGCGGAAAAUGCCCCGGCAUCCCUCACAGGGCUUGCAGAGAUGCGUGACCAUGAUCGCGCUUUUGAGCUCCGGUACAUGGAACAAGUCCUUGAUCUUGCCGGUGCUUCUGGUCACGAGGACUGGACCUGCGCGAAGAAAAUGGUCGAGCCAGUCUUUGAAUCAUACCGUACCGUUUAUGACGUGGCGGGUGCCAUCAUCGCUGGAGACACAAGCUUCCGAGAUGCGUACGAUAUCGUCCUCAUCCGGAAGGCCGAACUUUUGCAUCGACUGGGGUAUCAACGUGUCUUCGACGUCAAGGACAAUCGGGAUCGCGCGGUGAUGCGACUGUUCUGCCUAGCGAACACCUCCAACGUACGAGACGCCGAGAUGUACUUUGAAUCGUUUACCGAACGGAUAUCAGAAGAUACGAGACAAAUGCUGAUCUCCGGUCUCAAUGUAGAUGGCACCAUCGAGUCACCAGCUGUACAGGCAACCUAUAUUCCGGCGAUGCUGACAAGGGCUGCCAGCCGCACCUUGAACGGGACUGAAGAGGAAAAGAUCAAGGUCAUCGGCGCCAUGUUGCGCUAUCUUGCGCGGUGCCUGAAGGUGGAUAAAUCGAGCCUCUCCCAAAUGCCGAAAGGGGUCACCGUCAUCGAAAGGGACGUGAGGAAAAUCAUACCAGUAUUGGACAGCGAGGAAUUCAAGAAGAACCCUGAUAUACUGGACAGGGAAGAGAUACCUAGUGCCCAAGUCGCCAAUAUAGCACCAGACAUCGACAUUGGGGACUGA
This is a messenger RNA of Exophiala spinifera, 1401 nucleotides long. RefSeq lists its product as uncharacterized. The record is from RefSeq and is a predicted model, not a curated record. The transcript has a single exon. Bases 1 to 1401 code for a protein of 466 amino acids. Lineage: Eukaryota; Fungi; Ascomycota; Eurotiomycetes; Chaetothyriales; Herpotrichiellaceae.